Messenger RNA from Gracilinanus agilis (Agile Gracile Mouse Opossum), 1913 nucleotides. It is a transcript of the gene RNF217, whose product is annotated as ring finger protein 217. The record is from RefSeq and is a predicted model, not a curated record. Gene Ontology annotation, molecular function: ubiquitin conjugating enzyme binding; zinc ion binding; ubiquitin protein ligase activity. Bases 1 to 1587 code for a protein of 528 amino acids. Lineage: Eukaryota; Metazoa; Chordata; Mammalia; Didelphimorphia; Didelphidae. Gene Ontology annotation, cellular component: cytoplasm; ubiquitin ligase complex. Gene Ontology annotation, biological process: protein polyubiquitination; ubiquitin-dependent protein catabolic process; positive regulation of proteasomal ubiquitin-dependent protein catabolic process. The transcript has 6 exons.
AUGGGCGAGGAGCAGAGCACAGUAAAUGCGGACAGUCCUGCAGAGGGACGACCCCGGGGCAGCGGCGAAGGCGUAGGCAAGGAGCAGACGGGGCCGCGGCAGCCGCUGGGGGACAGCAGCGGGGCAGCCGGGCCCCGAGCCCCUUCCCCGGACCCAGGCGGCGGCGGCAGCAGAGACAGAGCUUCCCCCGAGCGUGGAAAGAGGGGGAGUAAAGCGCGCGGGCAGCCCACAGCAGCGGGAUCCACGGGACCACUCGAUCCCCGAACUUUGCAGCAGAAGCAGGAGGAAGAGCAGUCGAGGGGAGAAUGGGACAGGUCGUCGGAGCCAGAGCUAGGAGAGAGGGCCAGUCCCCCCGACGGACUGGUCUUGGAAAUGCUUGGCCGGCGCCGCCACCCGCCAGCCAAAAGGCAUAUCUAUUGCACCGUGUACUGCGUGGAAAACGACCUGCCCGAGGCCCCGACCCAAGAGGAGCCUUCGCCCCCAAACAUUUUGGCCUGCCGGGUGCCUCUCGCGGUCCCUUCCUCCACCACUUCUUCUACCACCUCGGCGACCUCCUCUCCUAGUCCCGGCUUGACGCCCACCUCAGACCCUUUGGCCUUUGACGGCGGCGGCGGAGGCAGCAGCGUCGAGCUCGACCUGUACCUGGCUCCCGAGCCUUUUUCCGUGGCCAGCCUAAUUGGAGCGCCGCCCUACCCAGGCCUGGGAGGACUGGGGGACCCUUAUAGCUCCCUCCUCGUGUUGAGCUGUCGGGUGUGCCUGGAAGAUAAAGCUAUCAAGCCCCUAACCUGCUGUAAGAAGGCGGUAUGUGAGGAGUGUCUGAAGCGCUACCUGAGCUCUCAGGUCCAACUUGGCCAAGCAGAAAUCAAAUGCCCCAUCACAGAAUGCAGUGAAUACUUAGAGGAAACAACUGUUCUCUAUAACCUGCCUCAUGAUGAUGUCAUAAAAUAUAAGUACUUCUUGGAACUCAGCCGUAUUGACUCCAGCACCAAGCCAUGCCCUCAAUGCAAGCACUUUACAACCUACAAGAAGAAAGGACAUGGUCCAAAUCCUACCAAAUCGGAAAACAAAUACAAAAUCCAGUGCCCUAUUUGCCAAUUUGUCUGGUGUUUUAAGUGCCACUCACCCUGGCAUGAAGGUGUUAACUGCAAGGAAUACAAAAAGGGAGACAAGUUAUUGCGUCACUGGGCCAGUGAGAUUGAGCAUGGUCAGAGGAAUGCCCAGAAGUGUCCAAAGUGCAAGAUUCACAUCCAGAGAACAGAAGGAUGUGACCACAUGACCUGUUCACAAUGUAACACUAAUUUCUGUUAUCGCUGUGGGGAGAGAUAUCGCCAGCUCCGCUUCUUUGGAGAUCACACAUCAAACCUCAGUAUAUUUGGAUGCAAAUAUCGCUACCUCCCUGAGAGACCCCAUUUAAGGAGAUUAGUACGAGGCUCAGUAUGUGCUGGAAAAUUAAUCAUUGCACCUCUGAUCCUGGUUUUGGGACUGGCACUUGGGGCCAUAGCCGUUGUAAUAGGUUUAUUUGUAUUUCCCAUCUAUUGCCUUUGUAAAAAGCAAAGAAAAAGAUCACGGACAGGUAUGCCCUGGUGAAAAUCAAACUUUUUUCAUCUGCACUGAUCUGAACCCUGUUGAAGGUUUUACAAAAUGGUGCAACGAAGAACACGGGCAUCCAUAUGCAAGUCAUCCUGAAAACUGAGAGGGACUUCUUGCCAUCUCUUCUCCUCUUGGUUCACUGCUGCAGGCCAGAAUGCCUCCUUGCUGUGGUGCACUCCAAAAAUGGUAGCCUACUCUUUUCCUCCUUUCUGAUUGCUGCUUUAAAAAAAAAUUAAGGAGUUGCUCUCCAGGUUACUUUCAUAGACUUCUGUAUUUGAACUGUAACCCUUCCUAUUGUCCUAUUAAAAAAGCAUUUUAGGUAA